Molecule: messenger RNA, 1383 nt
Organism: Pecten maximus
Lineage: Eukaryota; Metazoa; Mollusca; Bivalvia; Pectinida; Pectinidae
Exons: 1
Coding region: 1-1383 (460 amino acids)
Cellular component (GO): membrane
Source: RefSeq, a predicted model, not a curated record
AUGCGACUUCGCGAGAACAAAUGCAUCGGCGAAUAUGAUAUAUCAACCGCUUUAUGGCAGAAAUCGUGUGGAGUGGUAGACGAGAUCACACGAGCAUUCCAUAAAAUGUUGACGAAAGUAUCCUCCAAGUCAUACCCAUGCCUCGAAUUUGGAGAUUUCGUAAAGCAAGGCAGUUCCCGAGAGGGUUUGAAAAUUCGUCAUCCUGAUGAGUUCGAUAUGAUUCUGCCGUUCACGAUUGCGGGUGUUGAUAUACGCUCUGUUCCAGCCCUUGAUAGCAACGGAGAGCGAAUCCCCGCACUUGUGAAACUCCAAAUACCAGAUUCACAAAUUGAGCAUGUCAUGAGUGACAGCCUGUAUCGGUCGCUAAGAAGUAAAGAAGUCUUUGAACGUGUGGGCUCUGAUUUGUUCAUCAACGCAAUGUAUUUACAGACCUGCGUGAUAUCAUCGAUCAUGGAUUCUACCAUAAAUCAUAUACAGGACGAAAUAAAUGCGGAGACCAUAAAUCAGCCUUGUUCCUUUACUCUCACAAAAGCCAGCGUGUUUCCACCUACGUAUCGAUUCAAGAUAGUAAUCAAAAGCGACGACAACUUUGAUGAACUCUCUUAUGGUCGAACCGUGUUUGGCGGGAUUCAAACUGAAAGCAGGAAUAUUUCCAGAGAUAUGCGUAUGACAGGAUUUGGUCCAACAAACAAAAUGAUUGAGUUUGAUAUUGUGCCAGGAGUGCUCCUUCAAUCUGAUUUUGUUCCUAAUCCAGACAGCUGGAUUCCAAUGACCUGCGAAAGAUACGCCGUGAUGAAGUGGGUCCAUAAAGGACGCUAUGCAGGCAAUUAUCAAGAUCCUAAUCUAUUUUGGAGGGAGAGCUCGUGUGGCUAUGAGAAGCAUAUCAUGGAUGUUUGUCAAAGGGAACAAGAUAGCCGCUACAUCCUCACAGCGUGCAGAAUAAUGAAGGCCUACAUAGACGGCAUGGCUAGCUCAUCACAACUACGUAGUCUGCUGACGUCUUAUCACAUCAAAAACAUCGCAAUCCACUGCAUUCUUUUCCAGAUGCGAGUUUAUGGCGUCAAGGAAGCUCUAGGAUACCUCAUCGGGUUACUGGAGAUAAGCAUUGAAGUUAAGUUUUUGCCACAUUACUUCUAUGGUAAUCCAAAUAUUUCGAAGAUGUUUCCGACUCUUUUUGAAAACGCCUCACAUAAACGUCUCAACCUAUUCAGGGAUAUCCCCACAGACCACUUUGUUCAAGCCAAAUAUUCAUUUCUGUCGAUGCAAGCCGAUCUCCAUGGCUGCUUUACCGAACGUGCCUACCUUGGUAACCAAAAACAUGUCGAUUCCUUCAGAGAACUCUGCACCCUGUAUCCUGCAAAUGACGGAUGUAUAUUGAUGUAA